AUGGACAUUGAAUGCCAGGAAGCUGACGAACACUAUAAGUCAUCCCCGCAAAUGCGCCACAAAUCACCCAGCGGACCUGUGGGCCCGUUUCGACGUCGUAGGGAAAACAGAGCUUGCAAUGCAUGCCGGGCAAGAAAAACCAAGUGCGAUAUCUCUGUCAACGGAAAGUGUUCCUCCUGCGUUGCAGCUGGUAUCGUAUGCGAGGUGUCUGAGCCUUCUGAUAAACAGCAGAAUGCUAUUCUCUUAAAACGCAUUAAGGAGCUUGAAAAGAGUGUGGAGAAAUUUUCCAAGCAAAUUGAGCAGACUGCUGUUGUUACAAUACCACAACCGACAGAUAUGGAUGCCUCUGUUGAAUAUUUCCGACCAACUAUACUGACUCCACGCCCGUCAUCUCCCAUCUCAAACACAUCAAUCAGCCAGAUGACUGCCGAGUCCCAGGUCGGCUCUGCGGUAGGAGUGGUUGAGAGGUGUGACUCGAGGAAGCGCCGUCGUUCCGCUAACGGCAAUCUCAACCUCCAGACAUAUGUUACUGGUACCGGCACCAAAACGCACCAUUUCUAUGGAUCGACUUCGGAAUUUGUGUUCCUCGAUUCAGUUAGUGAGUAUGUCCAGCAAUUGGGCUACGAAGUGCCAUCCCCCGGCAAUCUAUGGCGCUCUUCUGCAGAUACCGCACAAUCGCACCUGGCUGAUACGCAGCCCAAAUCCAAUUUGGCGGCCGAACUGCGGUCUCAGCUGCCGUCUCAGCAUCUGGGUGCGAAAUUGAUCGAGGUGUAUGCCCAACACGUCCAAGCACACACCCCGAUGCUAUAUUGGCCCACCAUACUUAUCAAGUUUCAACGCAUUUAUACAAGAUCCCCGUUGCAUUAUGAGGAAAGUCAAAUGGCGGCUGACUUUUGUAUUCUCAUGAUGGUGUUCGCCGUCGGAUCGCAAUUGUCAGACGUCGUGGAACUCGGCCAUGACAGCGGCCAGCAGAUGAAGAAAGGCUGGACAUUCUUUGAAUCCGCACGACGAUUCCAAAGGCUCAUCAAAUCGACUUACACUUUAGACGAUGCCAUCAUCACUCUGCUGAUGAGCAUCUAUCUCCUUGGGGCGUCCCUACCGAGCCCAUGCUGGGUCAUGGCGGGGACGACCUCACGCAUUGUGCAAGACCUCGGGCUCCAUAAACGGCCAUCGCCGCACCAACUCUUCAACGUUGAGAUUGAGUCACGGAAUCGAUUGUUCUGGGGAGCCUAUAUGGUAGACCGAAUAGUAGCUCUAGCAUUUGGACGGCCGGUACUGCUCUUGGACGAGGAUUGUGAUGUGGAUCUUCCCGGAAAGGUGGAUGAGAAGGGGGUGACGGCGCCUCAGUCGCUGCAUUUCUUCCAGACGAGCAUAUCGGUCGUCUCUCUUCUCGAUCCCAUCAUCCAACUCGACGCCAUUCCGGGGAAUGAAGGACACGAUGUCGAAGCGAUGAUGAAGAUCGACACACAGCUGCUUGCGUGUUGGUACAAGUAUCCCCACGACUUGGGUAAUGACGAAGCCGACGGAAGCAUCGAACCUUCGAUUUUGAAGAUCAUCUUCAUUGCACAACAAGCUCGUCUAGCUCUUUUCCGACACUUCACCAACAGUAAUCUCAACCACGCCCUUCGAAAUGCUUGUCUCAAGAAGAGUGUGGAAAUUUCCAAGCUGACGGCCAAGAUCAUGCUGAGGGUUGCGAAGAAACACAACUGGGAGGAUGGUUUCGCUCACCGCUGCAACGAUAUGGUUUACAACCAUAUUUUCCGAGCGUCGAUUGUGCUUCUACUCGAACACAGGCUGAGGACAUCGUCUAACCUUGCAAAGGCGCAAGUCAGAGGUGGCGCGCAGAAUCAGUAUAUCAAUAUUCUGUGGCGGGCCUUACGAGCAGCCGCCGAGGCACGUCUAUCGGCUGCAAAGUCAUUGGAGCUACUACAGGUGUUUGCGAAUACCCUUAAUUUUGAUCCGAGUCUCACUGAGGAAACUCCCAACCAGUGCGCCCCCGAGAAUCUACCUGAUUCCAUGGCGCAGCCAGAGUUGGACCUCCAGUCUCAAACCCGAUAUCCAGAGCACGACCUGUCCGUCGAUUCCAACUUGGAAAUAUUUGAUGACUUGAAUCCGGGUGUCAUGUGCCAAACGCAGUCAGCACAGGGGCCAAACUUGGUGAUCAAUUCUCCUGAGAGAGCGACUAAGAUCCAUUCAUUCUCUCAAGACCAUGAAGCAGUGACCGCCGAUCCAACGCCAAUUGAUAUCGAAAAGUUACCAUCUCCAAGUCAUUGUAGCGUAUGGUCAGACGACAUGGACUGGGCAAUGUUUCACGAGCUUCUCAACCACGACAGUAUCUUUGGCAUGUAUGCUGGUGGUGUGAAUGGAAAUGGGACGGUCGACUUUUAA
Molecule: messenger RNA, 2388 nt
Organism: Exophiala mesophila
Lineage: Eukaryota; Fungi; Ascomycota; Eurotiomycetes; Chaetothyriales; Herpotrichiellaceae
Exons: 3
Coding region: 1-2388 (795 amino acids)
Biological process (GO): DNA-templated transcription; regulation of DNA-templated transcription
Molecular function (GO): zinc ion binding; DNA binding; DNA-binding transcription factor activity, RNA polymerase II-specific
Source: RefSeq, a predicted model, not a curated record